AUGGCACACAGGACCCGAAUGCAGGAGCAGGAUCCCACGUGGUGCACCUUUGCAGCCCUUGCGUUGCUUGGCUCACACACCCAGCCCAAUACCCCUUACUUAAGGUACUUCGUGGCAACUGUCCUGGCCGCGACUUUGGGUGACAUGAACUACUGGUACCACAUGCAACCUUACUACGAUAUCGAGAACAUCAACUUACCGGAUGUCAAAGGGAGGGGCAAGCAGGGAGAACUAGUGGGAGGGCAGCAGCUGAUGGACGCUGGCCGCGUCUACUUCGAGGAUGGCGCGACCUUGGACCUGGGCAAGUCCAUGUCCUUCAAGAACUUGGAGAGGUACAAGAACACCAAGGCCAGGGCGGGCCUCCGGCUGAUGCGCGAUGACCAGAGGCAGUUCUUCCGACUUGCAGUGCAGCAGGCCGAGGCGGCAUACAACAUCAAGGCCAACCACCCGCUCUUCUUCUAUUGGAUGCAGGACCCGGUCGCUGAGACGAUGAGCUACAAAGCUUCAGGCCUGUCCCAUGCGCUGAUGGCAGUGUUUGGCCACUUUGUGCUCAACCUCCUCUUGGUGGCAGGUGCAGCCUUGGCAUUCUCCAAGAUUUCGCACAAGUUCUGA
Messenger RNA from Symbiodinium natans, 612 nucleotides. The record is from the annotation of a GenBank genome assembly. Lineage: Eukaryota; Dinophyceae; Suessiales; Symbiodiniaceae.